Messenger RNA from Mycosarcoma maydis (corn smut), 1047 nucleotides. RefSeq lists its product as uncharacterized. The record is from RefSeq and is a predicted model, not a curated record. The coding region runs from base 1 to 1047 and encodes 348 amino acids. The transcript has a single exon. NCBI's taxonomy places the organism in Eukaryota, Fungi, Basidiomycota, Ustilaginomycetes, Ustilaginales. Gene Ontology annotation, molecular function: serine-type endopeptidase activity.
AUGGUAGCAGGCUUCGCCUACGCUCCCGUCACAAAGGGCAUCCUGAUUCAGCUCUCUAUCCUCACCGUCCUCGUCUCGCUCUUCCAGCUGAAACCCCACAUCCAUUUGCAACUCUUCCCGCACGUUUCCGUACAUCAUCAGUACUACCGACUGUUGGCUCAGCAUUCUGCAUUCACCAACUCUUCGGAACUGUUUUUGUGCCUGCUGCUCUUCUACACUGCCGGUGUCAAGGUGGAACGUACAUUCGGAAGCUACAAAUACGCUGCGUUUUUGACGGUGACCACUGCGAUCUAUACUGUAGCUCAGGUGGUGCUGCUCAGCCUUGGUUCCUACAUCUGCGGCUUGAUCUUCGGAUCGCACGAUGAAAGAGACAGUCAAUCUUGGAUAGCUUUGGCUAAAACUCCAGCUGGACCGUUCGGCCCGCUCUUUGCAGUGCUCGUCCAGUAUCACUGCAUCAUUCCGCACCUAUGGACCGUCCAGAUCGGCCGAUUUACUCUCACCGAUCAGCACAUCACCGUCCACUCGCUCGCUCUCGUGCUUGUAUUCUCUCAGCCCUUCUCAACGCUUUUCUGUGCUGUCCUGGCUGUGACGGUAUCGGCUCUGUACCGCAGUGACACGCGGAGCGGGCUGAAAGAGUACCGGAUUCCACCGCGCGUCUACCGGAUCGCGUCGCUCCUGCUCGCACCAUGGGUGGGCAGUACACGACUACCGCAGAGAUCGUGGAGAGCAGAACAGCCGAUCAGAAGCUCGAGGGAUGCUAGAGAGGCUAGACUCGCAGAGCACAAUGCUACAGUUGCAAGCGUGAAUGCGCAUGCUGCAUUCCGAGUCACGCCGCGAUUAGCGAGUUUGUUGAGCAGCAGAGCACGCCCCACAGCAGAAGCUGCACUAGUGGCUCCAAAUCAUAAUACACAAGCCCAAGCCCAAACUCAUCAGAGUAUCGUACUCCAGUCCCAAGCAGCACCACCAGCAUCCGUGCCAGCGACAUCCUCGUCAGCGUGGAACAAUCUCGCGUCGCCGCACCUAACGCCGUCCGAACAGCCCCUCUAG